ACUCGAGACUUCAGUGCAAAGACUUAAGACUUAUUUGUGACUUGCAUAAUAAUGACUUGGUCCUAUUUCUUCUUCCGCUGCACUGAUGUCUUUAGUUUCCUUCUCUCUCUCUCUCUCUAUCUUUUAUGCUUUGGCCAGUGUUAAUCAAUGCUGUACUGUCCUCUUUUCCGUUUUUUUCACAUGACCCGUAUCCUGCUCUUUUAAACCCUGUGGGCAGAUCUAGGCGACACUCUGAAGACCUCCACACUCUGGAUACAGGCCUGUCUGAUUUACCUGCCUUCAGAAUGGACCUGAGAUUCCUGUUUGUAGCGUCAGCUCUCCUUCUGGGGGCCACACUCACCAUCUCACUGGCAGACCGUAUCUCACAAUGCAAAGUCAAGUGGCUGUUUGGCAUCUCAUGCGCAGAUGUCACUGAAAAGCUGGUGAACCAGAUCAAAGCGUGGCAGAUCGGACAAAGUUGUCAAUAUGAAGGAGAGAGGUGCUCAUACGAGCUUGUGUCAGCAGCUCCAUACGUGAUCAAAGCCGUUCACACGUCUCCAACUACCAAGAUAGCCAGCGACCUCCAGUUUCUUCUAGAGCAGUCCACUGUCUGCAAAAUGACUGGAGAGGCAGUGUCUGAGUUCUCCAAAGAUCCAGCUGAUAACAGCACAAAUUUCUGCAGCCUCCAGAACCUGAUGGACGGAAGUGACCUGAUCAGUGCUGAGGGAUACAAGCAGUUCAGCAACAAGUGGAUCUGUCCUGGGUUUGAUACUGCCAACUGCACCUUAUCUUAGGUGGAGAUCCCCCAUCUUCAUGUAGGGAAUCAUUUUAAGACUUGUGAGAAAACCAGUUUUUAACAAUGUAUUUAUCUUUCUACUUUAUCUCUUUAUGCAUAAUUGAGAAUCGUGUCAAUAAUAUACAUUUAUAAUUGUAGUUUAAAGUUUUUUUGAAAAAUCAGAUUUUUUUUACACCAGUUUUACAUGAAUGCAAUGAUAUGAAACUGCAGGAUGUUUAAACAUUGUAUAAAUGUCUUUUUACGAAGAAAAGAAUCAAAGAAAAACAAAUAGGCCUAAUACAACUAUAACACCCUUAAUACAAGCAUUUUUUGUGGCUUCUAAUCAUGAACAUGAAAAUAAGUUUUACCUUUGAUUUAAAUAUCAUCUUGCUGUUUUGUAAUAAAUAUGAGGCAAAAAGUAACACACAGUCGAUGCUACAUCAUAUAAAUGGUACCAUAUACACUGAUCAGUCACAACAUUAAAACCACUGACAGUUGAAGAGAAAAACAUUGAUCAUCGUGUUUCAAUUCAAUGUUCAUCUGGCAAACUUUGGGUCCUGGCAUUCAUGUGGAUGCUACCUAACAUGCUCCACCCACCAAAACAUUAUUACAAACCAAGCAGUGGUAGAGUUUGUGAGUGAGCUGCAGUUGCAGGAAGUGUUUUGCUUGUAAAAACCUGCUCUGAAACAAUAACCUGGUGCAAACGCAGCAGGUACCAAAAAUCAGUCAGGUAAUCCAAUGUAAUGUCUGUGGGUCAUAAAGUUCGGUGAAAAGCCUCAUUAAAAAUGUCCAUAUAAAAUCUUACCUUAAAACAGCAACACAAAAAUACCCUCAGGGUGAUUCUGAAAUUGUUUCCGAGAAACAUCAUAAUGAAAUUAACCAUU
Molecule: messenger RNA, 1638 nt
Organism: Plectropomus leopardus (leopard coralgrouper)
Lineage: Eukaryota; Metazoa; Chordata; Actinopteri; Perciformes; Serranidae
Source: RefSeq, a predicted model, not a curated record